ACGAGCAGCAGCAGCAGCAGUGCGACCCCCGCAGCAGGUUUACCAUGAACACCUACCUCUUCAUGUAUGACUUGAUGCAAUUCUGUGGACAUUCCUGGAUAUUUACAAAUAUGAUCAUCAGGUUCAUGUCAUUUGGAAAAGAUUCACUGGCAGACACCUUUUACUCCAUAGGACUUGUGAUGCGCCUUUGCCAGUUGUUAUCUGUACUGGAGAUCCUACACAUUCUCAUUGGCAUUGAUAAAAGCCGUCUCUUCCCCAGGGUUUUGCAGAUCACAGAGAGAAUAAUUGUUUUAUUUGUUGUGAUCAACAGUCAGGAAGAAGUUCAAGGGAAGUACAUCGUGUGUGUUUUAUUUUUUAUUUGGAAUGUAUUAGAUGUGGUCAGGUACAUUUAUAACAUGCUAGCAAGGAUGGGAAUAUAUUACCUACCACUGACAUGGCUCAACUUCUCACUGUGCAUCCCGCUCUAUCCUCUUUCAGUUCUGGCUAAAGCAUUUGCAAUUUGUGUAUCACUGCCUUAUUUUGAAUCCUUUGGCACAUACUCCGUCAAGCUACUGUUUCCAUUUGCCUUCUCAAUCUACUUCCCCUAUAUUCUGAAAGCAUAUCUGCUAGUGCUUUUUAUAGGUAUGUGCUUUAUCAUCCAGAACCUCUUCUCCGAAAGGAAGGCACACCUAGGGACAGGCAACACUGAAAAGAAAAGAAGCUAAGUUGAUAUAUUGUUUGGAAAUAAGAAGUAUAUUCCCAGUGGGCUGCUGCAUAUCAUAGGUUAAAAAGAAGUUAGACAAAGAUUACCAACUUGUUAUUGAACAAGCACAGAAUUUUCAGAAAAGGCAGCUUUUUUUUUUUAAUGCACCUCAGAGAUGGAACACCUCAAAAUAACGAGUUACUUUUUACAGUUUUGGUUUCAAAUGUAGGAAAUGCUUCUGAAUGGAUAUAUUAAACAAAUAUAUUAGAGACAUACUAUAAACAAACAUAUUAGAGAACUCUGAAAAGGUCUAAAGACCAUCUCCACUCACAAUCACAUUAACAACCCUGAUUUUGGUGUUAGCUCUUGCCUUGUUAGAAACAGAUAUUCCCGCUGACAACACCAUUUAAUCUAUAAAAUUAUUUUACAUUUGGCCAACAUGUAUGUGCCUUAUAUAUAUAAAUCCUAAAUUAGCUAGAACUGGAAUCUCUCAAGGAGCUGAAGCUGGAAACUUUGUAACCUAUCAAUUCACAUGCUAAAUAGUCCCAGACAUUCACAAAGGAUCCCUCACAUUCUGGCCCAACCUUCACUUCUGCAAACAAGAUUACAGAAAAUCCAGCUAAACCACAAAGGCAAGUGAUCAGGUAUGCAUGUACUAUAUAUUCUAGGGGAUAUUUAAAGCUCAGAACUAAAAACUUGUAACUGUGUGUCUGGCAGACAUUAGGAAUCUCUCCCACAUUGAUUUUUUCCCAUGCUGAACAGCAGACAGGUAUGCAAAAGAAAUGUGAUGUUAGGCCAAAUACAUGUUAUUUAAAGGGAAGUAAAUGACUACCAGAAGCCAAAUGCAAAAUUCUAACCAUUUUACUCAAGUGCAUUGCUCCACAUACUUCUGUAGGACUAUCUGUGAGAAUGCAACUAAAACACAGUCUCUUCAAAGGCUGGGGAAUGAGGACUAUAGACAGCAACCAAGUGGACUGGCAAAAAUGGGCAAAUAAGUAUUUUGAGGCUAGCAGUGGCUUUUCUGAUGUUUCAUCCAUAUUGAUUAUCACCUGCAUCAGAAUUCAAGCAGGUGAGGGAGAAAAGUGACUUUUUUUUUUUGAGCAUAACUGAAAACUGGGGGUGGGAGAGAAAAUUGGAAGGAAAAUAUUUAAGGGGAAGUGAACACAAUCACAAUAUGAAGAGAGUUUGUGUUUAUGAAUUUCUAAACCAUACAGCCUAAGAGGGCAGAUUAGGAAGAAGUGAAGCUGAACUAGUUUCUUCUGAAAGGUUACCUCUAAUUUUUAUUUAAUUAUUUAAUAUAUGUGGCAGGCAGUGCGUUCAGACUGUCCUGACCAAUGGAGUAUUGGCAGAAUUUAUGCAACAGUAGAGGGUAAACCCUAGAUUUUCAUUUUUGUUCUUGGAAAGCAUUACAAACAGAAGUAGGACUUUGGAACUCGUUAGAGAAACAGAAGCACUUCCACUUUGGACUUCUGUGUGACCCAAACUGAUUUAAAUGUGGACUGUAUGAAGAAACAUACAGAGCAGCUGCACUUCAAAUUAUAUAUAUAACAUGUUAAGGUCAAACAUGGUCAAUUUUCCCUUUGGAAAUUUAAUCUGUUUAUCAUCAAAGUGCCUGGAACUAACAUACCUUCUUAGAGGAAACAUGGCAUUUGCUAGCGUAUUGGGUCUAUGUGGCAAGGCUUUGGCAGUGGGGAAGCUGCAGUGAAAGCCUCAGUGAGAAGCCAAGGGCUUCACCUGUGCCAGACACAGCUAGUUCCAGCUAGCUCCAAAACAGAGCAACUGGAGGGACACUGCCAAGAGAAACUGCAGAGCUGAUGGCAGCUCUGUGAAAACAUACAUAAUAAAAGGUAAAAAAAUGCUAUGUGCAGCUGCGAGACAGAAGAGUAAGAAAACUGUGAGACACCAAGGUCAGUGGGGAAAGAGAGGAAGUGGUGCUCCAGGCACUGCAGUAGAUGCCCUUGUGGUCCGUGGAGAAGACCAAGAUGGAGCAGGUGGGAACCCCAUGCUGCAGCAGGUGGAUGUGUCCUGAAGGAAGUUGGAGCACGGAGAGGCCAAACAGGAGCAAGUUCCUGGGAGGAACAGUUCAGAGCUGCAACCUGUGAGAAGAAAUUACUUUGGGGCAGUUCAUGAAGGACCACAUCCCAUGGGAGUGACCCCAUGCUGGAGCAGGGGAGUAAAAUGAAGAGGAACAAGCAGCAGAGAUGAAGGUUUAUGGACUGACUGUAAUCCACAUCCCCUACCCACCUUGCACUGCUUGGAGAGGGAAGAGGGAGAAGAGUCAGGAAUGAAGGAGUAAAGUUGAGCCUAGGAAGAAGAGAGGGGUGAAGUUGUUUUCAGUUUUGUUUUUGUUUCUUAACAUCCUACUCUACUUUGAAUUGACAAUAAAUUACUCUUCCUCAA
Messenger RNA from Melopsittacus undulatus (budgerigar), 3082 nucleotides. It is a transcript of the gene HACD4, whose product is annotated as 3-hydroxyacyl-CoA dehydratase 4. Gene Ontology annotation, molecular function: 3-hydroxyacyl-CoA dehydratase activity. Gene Ontology annotation, biological process: fatty acid elongation; very long-chain fatty acid biosynthetic process; sphingolipid biosynthetic process. The record is from RefSeq and is a predicted model, not a curated record. The transcript is spliced from 7 exons. Gene Ontology annotation, cellular component: endoplasmic reticulum membrane. Bases 45 to 704 code for a protein of 219 amino acids. NCBI's taxonomy places the organism in Eukaryota, Metazoa, Chordata, Aves, Psittaciformes, Psittaculidae.